This is a messenger RNA of Phodopus roborovskii (desert hamster), 5362 nucleotides long. Its product is annotated as baculoviral IAP repeat-containing protein 1b. Lineage: Eukaryota; Metazoa; Chordata; Mammalia; Rodentia; Cricetidae. Gene Ontology annotation, molecular function: ATP hydrolysis activity; cysteine-type endopeptidase inhibitor activity involved in apoptotic process; ATP binding. The record is from RefSeq and is a predicted model, not a curated record. Gene Ontology annotation, biological process: detection of bacterium; pyroptotic inflammatory response; defense response to bacterium. Gene Ontology annotation, cellular component: IPAF inflammasome complex. Bases 77 to 4351 code for a protein of 1424 amino acids. The transcript has 15 exons.
CUGUGACCGGCGCCGGCUGCCUGCCCCUGACACCAAGUCUACAGAGCCUCGGUGGAAUAAAGAUCUUCAAACUAAAAUGGCCGCCGAGGGAGGAACCUCUGAGGAGAGGAUUUCCGAAUUUGAUGAUGAUUUGGCCUCUGAGUUCUCUGCUCUUCUUGGCGUGGAUGCCCUUCGGGUCUUAAAGAGACAACAAGAAGAAGAGCACCAAGAGCGAAUGAAGAUGAGGAAAGGCUUUAACCCUCACAUGCGCAGCGAAGCCAAACGAUUAAAGACCUUUGUGACCUACGACACAUUCAGAUCAUGGACGCCACAGGAGAUGGCAGCCGCUGGGUUUUACCUCACUGGGGUGAAACUUGGGGUUCAGUGCUUCUGCUGUAGCUUAAUCCUCUUCUGCACGAGACUCAGGAAUCUCCCCAUAGAAAGCCACAGGCGAUUGCGUCCCGAAUGUGAGUUCCUUUUGGGCAAAGACGUUGGUAACAUUGGCAAGUAUGAGGUAAGGGUGAAGACUCCGGAGAAGCUGAGAGGUGACAGAGCAAGGUACCGAGAAGAGGAGGCCAGACUGGAGUCCUUUGAGAACUGGCCGUUUUAUGCCCACGGGACAUCGCCACGUGUCCUCUCAGCAGCUGGCUUUGUGUUUACAGGCAAAAGGGACACCGUGCAGUGUUUCUCCUGUGGUGGAUGCUUGGGAAACUGGGAAGAAGGAGACGAUCCUUGGAAGGAGCAUGCCAAGUGGUUCCCCAAGUGUGAAUUUCUUCAAAGUAAGAAGUCCUCAGAGGAAAUUGCCCAGUAUAUUAAAAGCUACGAGGGAUUUGUGCAUGUAACGGGAGAACAUUUUGUGAAUUCCUGGGUCGGAAGAGAAUUACCUAUGGUGUCAGCCUACAGCAAUGACAGCGUCUUCGCUCAUGAGGAACUAAGGCGGGACACUUUUAAGGACUGGCCCCAUGAAUCACCUGGGGCUGUUGAGGCUAUGGUCAGAGCAGGCCUUUUCUACACAGGCAAAAAUGACACUGUCCGGUGCUUUUCCUGUGGAGGAUGUAUGUGGAAAUGGGAGGAAGGUGAUGACCCAUUAGAAGAUCACACCAAGUUUUUUCCCAACUGUGUAUUUCUUCAAACCCUGAAGUCCUCGACAGAAGUGACUUCAGCCCUUCAAAGCCACUGCCCACUUCCAGAAGCCAUGGACCCCACAGGCGGAGGCCAUCAUGAGGGUGGAGCGGCAGCCCUCUCUCCUGGGGUCGAAGUUGCUCCAAGUGAAGCCCAGGGACGUGAAUGUCCAUCGAGCAGUGCCUGCCUCCUCCCCACAGACCUGGCUCAGAACGAAGCCCAGUGGCUUCAAGAGGCAAAGAGUCUGAGUGAGCAGCUGAGAGCAGCCUACACCAAAGCCACUUUCCGCCACAUGGAUUUGCCAGAGGUGUGUUCCGGCCUAGGCACUGACCACUUGCUCGGCUGUGAUCUGUCCAUCGUCUCGAAGCACAUCAGCCGGCCGGUGCAAGAGGCCUUGAUGCUCCCCGAGGUCUUCACCAGUCUCAACGCUGUCAUGUGUGUGCAGGGGGAAAUGGGCAGUGGGAAGACCACCCUCCUGAAGAAAACAGCCUUCCUCUGGGCGUCAGGGUGCUGUCCCCUGCUGAACAGGUUCCAGCUGGUCUUCUACAUCUCCCUUAGUUCCACCAGGCCAGACCAGGGACUGGCCAGCAUCAUCGGUGCCCAACUCCCCGAGGCAGAAGGAAGCAUUAGUGAAGUGUGCCUGAGCGGCAGCAUCCGGCACUUAAAGCACCAGGUGCUGUUCCUGUUGGAUGAUUUCAGUGGGAUGGACUCUCUGCCCCAAGCCAUAGCAACACUGAUUACAAACAACUACUUGUCACAGACCUGCUUAUUGAUCGCUGUCCAUACCAACAGGGCCAGGGCCAUCCGCCCAUACCUAGAUACAAUUCUAGAGAUCAAAGAUUUUCCCUUCUACAAUACUAUCUCUGUACUACGGAAGGUAUUCUCACACAAUAUUAUCUGUGUGCGAAGGUUUAUAAAUUACUUUGGCAUGAAUGAGGAUUUACAGGGAAUUCACAAAACCCCCCUCUUUAUGGCAGCAGUCUGUAUUGACUGGUUUCAAAAUCCUUCUGACCAGUCCUUUCAUGAUGUGGCAGUUUUCCAGUCCUAUAUGAAAUACCUUUUCUUAAAGCUCGAGGCUACAGCUGAGCCUCUCAAGGCCACUGUGUCCUCGUGUGGCCAGCUGGCCUUGAGAGGGCUUUUCUCGUCUUGCUUUGAGUUCAGUGGUGAGGACCUCACAGAAGCAGGAGUAGAUGAAGAUGAAGAUCUGAACACCUGCUUGAUGAGCAAAUUCACGGCCCAGAGACUGAGACCAGUCUAUCGCUUCUUAAGUCCUUUGUUCCAAGAGUUUCUUGCUGCCAUGAGGCUGACUGAACUCCUGGGUUCAGAAAGAGAGGAAGACCAAUGUCUGGGGCUUGAUUAUUUGAGACAAAUUAACUCUCCCUUGAAGGCUGUGAGUGUCUACAACAACUUUUUGAAGUAUGUCUCCAGCCACCCUUCAUCAAGGGCAGGGCCAAAAGUUGUGUCUCACUUGCUUCGGUUGGUGAGUGAUAAAGAGUCGCUGGAGGACAUGUCUGAAAAAGAGGAUCAUGGGAAGGUCCAUCCAGAAACUUCCGAGAGGAUGCAGAUUGUUAGGGGUUUGUGGCAGGUAUCUCCUGAAGCUUUCUCUUCGUUCGUCUCAGAAAAUUUACUGAAUAUUGCUCUAAAGUUUGCUUACAAAAGCAAUGCAGUUGCUGCGUGUUCUCCGUUUAUUUUGCAAUUCCUUCAAGGAAGAACACUGGCUUUGAAUGCACUGAAUUUACAGUACUUUGGGGACCACCCAGAAAGCCUGCUACAGUUGAGGAGUGUACAGGUCUCCAUAAGUGGAAAUAACAGAGUGAGGAGUAUAGAUUUUUCAUCCAUGGAAAAAUGUUUUGAGAAAGUCCAGCCACCAACUAUAGAUGAGGAGUAUGCAUCUGCCUUUCAAUCUGUUAAUGAAUGCGAGAAAAAUUUGUCUGAAAAAGAGGCUAUAAUAAAGAACUAUAUGGAUAUCCAGCACCAGGCCCAACCCAACAUCAGUGCUGGGUACUGGAAACUGUCACCCAAGCUGUACAAGAUCCCUAGGCUGGAAGUUGGAGUGGCCUACAUGGGUCCAGCAGACCAUGCACUGCUCCAGGUCCUGACGGAAGUCUUCUCAGCAUCGCAGGAUAUCGAGCUCCGCUUGAUGCACAGCAGCGGCUUUCUGGAAAGCAUCCGCCCUGCUCUGGAGCUGAAUAAGACCUCUGUCACCAAGUGCUCCCUGUGCAGACUGAGGCUCAGCCAAGCAGAACAGCAGCUGCUUCUCUCCCUGCCUGCCCUGCGGUCUCUUGAGCUCUCAGGGAUAAACCAGUUUCCAGAUGAACUCUUCGCUAACUUGGACAAGUUCCCGAGCCUCAGAGAACUGUCUGUGAGAUUAGAUGGCCAACCAGGUGUGCUGUCUGUCAUCCCUGGAGACCUCCCUAACCUCCACCACAUGGAGAAGUUAUCCAUCCAAACUUCCACAGAGUCUGACCUCUCCAAACUGGUUAAAUUGAUUCAGAACUCUCCAAAUCUUCAUGCUUUCCACCUGGAAUGUGACUUCUUUUCGAAUUGUGAGUCUCUCAUGACCGUGCUUGCUUCCUGCAAGAAACUCAGAGAGAUUGAGUUUUCUGGACGAUGCUUCGAAACCAUACCAUUUGUCACCAUUUUGCCAAGUUUUGUUGCUCUGAAGAUACUGAAUCUCAAUCGCCAACAAUUUCCAGAUAAAGAAACCUCAGAAAAGUUUGCGCAGGCUCUGGGUUCUCUCAGGAACCUGGAGGAACUGCUGCUUCCCACUGGGGACGGGAUUCAGCAAGUGGCCAAACUGAUUGUCCAGCAGUGCCUGCAGCUUCCGUGUCUGCGAGUCCUUGCCUUUCACCACACCUUGGAUGAUGACAGCGUGGUGGAAAUCGCCAAAGGAGCAACUAGUGGAGCUUUCCAGAAACUUGAGACCUUAGAUCUUUCAGUGAAUCACAAGAUCACAGAGGAAGGAUACAGAAAUUUCUUUCAAGCCCUGGACAACCUGCCAAACUUGCAGGUGCUCAACGUCUGCAGGAGUAUCCCAGAAUGCAUCCAAGUGCAGGCAACCACGGUCAAGGCUCUGAGCCAGUGUGUGUCCCGACUGCCCAGCCUCACCAGGCUUGAGAUUCUCAGUUGGCUCCUGGAUGAAGAGGACAUGAAAGUGAUUAAUGCUGUGAAGGAAAGGCACCCUCAGUCCAAACGCUUAUUUGUUCACUGGAGGUGGGUAGUGCCCUUCUCCCCGGUCCUUCAGAAGUGAAAGGUGCAGGUGAAGGCAGUUCUAAAUACCUACUUUCCUAAUACAUUUUACCCUUCUGAGCUGCUGGUACACAGCUGUACUUUCAUCAUUUAGGAGACCAAGGUGAGAGAAUAGAGAGUUUCAGGCCAGCCUUGGUUACAUAGGAAGAUCCUGUCUCAAAACUAAAGGCAAAACUAACCAUUGUAUUGAAAUAUAUUAAUUGUGAAAUAAAUUAACUGUGUAGGCUGAUGAUUGUUUUUUAAAUCCUGAAUACUCAUCACUGAACUUAAGAGCUAUUAUGAUGGGCAGUCCUCAUAUGGUCCUCUUGUCUAUGGAAAGCCAGCAUGCACACGCUGAGCUAUGAUGAACAGCCCUUGGCAGUCCGUGUAUGGUCCUCCUUUCUAAAGACAGAGCCUCACUCAAAUUCUUAUCGAGAACCUUUCAUCGCCAAGGUCAACAGGAAGGGGUAGGGAAAGGAACAUUGAUCUGUGUAAAGGCUAAACAUGGAAGGAGUGUUUGAUGGAGGUAAGAAAUGGCCAGUUUAAGGAAGAAUCGGUCCCACCCAUGAUGAAGCAGCAGUUGACUUUAACACAGGAGGCAGAUGACUCUUUCCAGAAGAUGCGCUUUAGUCUUUGCAGGGCUUUUGUGCAUUCACCAGCCUUGGUGCGGCCACGCUGGCUUACAUCAUCUCUCACCCAUUGCCAAUGUGAGGAAGACGUUGGGCUGAGAGAAACCUGCUUUGUUCCAGAGGCUUUUGAGAGCUUCGCAUGUGAUGUAAUGACCUUGAGGAUUUUUUCCUUUUGUCUUUCUGUUGCUUUGAGACAGGGUUUCACACUGUAGCUUUCAGUGAUCUGGGACUGAAUAUGUAGACCAGUCCAACCUGGAACUCACAGAGAUCUGCCUGCCUCUGCCUCUGCCUCCUGAGGGCUGGAAUUUUAAAAGCAAUGUCUAUAUGUACAGUAAGGAUUUGUGAAUGUAUUAACAUGACUAUAACAUUCAUUUAUUAUUCCAUAUGUUAAUAAAAAUCUUACC